Messenger RNA from Meloidogyne enterolobii, 927 nucleotides. The record is from the annotation of a GenBank genome assembly. Lineage: Eukaryota; Metazoa; Nematoda; Chromadorea; Rhabditida; Meloidogynidae.
AUGACAGUUUCGUAUAUUUUGGAUUCCUCUACUUCAACUGUUGGGUCAUUUUUAAGGAUUCUUUUUAGAUGGCGAGGAUCAGUUUGGAAGUCUGUACUAGUCGAGGUGAUUGUUUGGAUCGUUCUCUAUUAUAUCGUUUUUAGCAUUUAUCGGUUUAGUCUUGAUACAAUACAGCAAAAAAUGUUUGAAAGUAUUGGGCGUCAUAUUGAUAUUAGAUUGCAUCUCCUACCUUUAACUUUUAUAUAUUUGUGUUUAACACAAGUUUUGGUACUUCGCGAUAUUUCUGUACCCGUUAGGAAGCGUUUCCCAAAUCUGGAUUCUUUGGUUGAUUCGGGACUUUUGAAAAAGAAUGAGCGCGAAUUAUUAGAAAAUAUACCUUCUGUUGGAUUUAAUAAUUAUUGGAUACCAAUUAAUUGGAUUUUUGUUAUUUGUUACCGCUUGCGUCUUUGCGGUAAUAUUGUGGCAGAUAUGUUGAUGAAUGCGAUAUUGAAUGAAGUUAAAGUGUUUAAAGAGAAACUUCAAAUCUUGUGUAACUAUGAUUGGGUACCUGUACCAUUAGCAUAUCCCCAAGUUGUCUUCUUAGCUGUUAGAAUUUAUUUUUUACUUUGCCUAGUUUCAAGGCAAUACAGAAUUAAUGAACAUGAGAAAAAACAAAAUGAAGAAUAUCUUCAAAUAGACAGAAUAAUACCCUUAAUGACUAUUCUGGAAUUAUUCUUCAUCAUGGGGUGGGUUAAAGUUGCAGAGGCUUUAUUGAAUCCUUUAGGAGAGGAUGACGAUGAUUUUGAAUGUAAUUUUAUAAUUGACCGAAAUAUUGCAAUGGCUAUGACAAUGGCGGAUAUGUGCUAUGACAAAACACCAGAACAGAUUAUUUCUGGUAUUAAUUAUUGGUACUUUUCCGUUAAACGACCGCAAAAUGAGUGCCAGUAA